UCUCUCUCUGUUUCUCCCCACCCUCAUUGCGAAUUAACUAGGGGCUAGAAGGGAAACUAGUAAGAGACCCCUAAACCAUUCAUUCAUCUGGGUCCCGUGUUUUCCUCCCGCUUUCUUUCCCUUCCGUUCUUCGACUCUACGCUGUCCUUUUCGCGCUCCCAACGCGUCUCUUUACUUCAUCGUGGGAAUUUUCUUCUCAUCUAAUCCUUUGAUUUUUCCCUCCACCUUUCGACAGAAGUAGAGCAGGGCUCCCUCAGUCAUCCUUCUCCCAUCAUAAUGUCCUCUCCAUCUUCGGCAGGAAAGCGCAAGCGCAGUGCUUCUCAAUAUCUUCCAUCCAACGUAACCUCCGCUGACCUUCUGCAACCGUCAUCACGCGAUGCGUCGGGUGAAGAUGGCGACGAUUCGACCGGCCCUAAUACUCCGUUAUCGGUCAAGUAUAAGAAGCAGGCGCCAAUUGAUGUAACUUCAGCGAGCAAUGUUCCACCGUCAAAACGGGCUCGGAAGAGUUCCACGGUUGGUGAGCAGACCAAUGGCCCUGCCACCGAAGAACCUUCGGCGCUCAGCAAGGAGGAUCCUGGCGAGCCUUCUGAAACUACAGUCGCUAGUAGCGACAUUGAAAGCCGCAGCAAGGGCCGGUCGGGAUUACAGAUCCAGACGACAGAUGUUGAAACUAGGGAAGACCUGAUGCAGCCACCUGAGCGGGCUGGGUUGCAGGAUCCGGUCGGAUAUCAUACCAACCCUCCGCCCGUGGGGCGGCCAGUCCGAGUGUAUGCGGAUGGUGUCUUUGACUUGUUUCACGUGGGCCACAUGCGUCAACUUGAACAGGCGAAGAAGGCCUUCCCGGACGUGCAUCUGAUGGUCGGUGUGACUGGAGAUGAGGAGACUCAUAAUCGGAAGGGCCUCACUGUCCUGAGCGGGGCGGAGCGCGCAGAAAGUGUUCGUCAUUGUAAAUGGGUAGACGAAGUGAUCCCCAACUGUCCUUGGGUGGUCACUCCCGAGUUUAUUGAGGAGCACAUGAUUGACUACGUUGCGCAUGAUGACCUGCCCUACGGUGCAGCCGAGGGAGAUGAUAUCUAUGCUCCGAUCAAGGCUCAAGGCAAGUUUUUGGUUACCCAGAGGACGGAGGGUGUCAGCACUACGGGAAUCAUCACUAGAAUUGUCCGCGAUUACGACCAGUACAUCUCCCGCCAAUUCAAGCGAGGCGCUUCGAGACAGGAGUUGAACGUGUCAUGGCUGAAGAAGAACGAAUUGGAAAUCAAGCGACAUGUAGCGGAGAUUCGGGACAAUAUUCGGAACAACUGGACAAGCACGGGCCAAGAGCUUGGCCGAGAAUUACGACAACUCUGGCAGAACAGCCGGCCUGGCAGCCCAGCUCCGAGCGCGAGGAACAGUGUUGACAUGGGCAGUACACGCGGAAAUGUUGUCAGCCCAACCACUGGUACCAUGAAGACCCAUCUGUCACGAGUGGAGUCAAUGGGUCGCCCUGAAAGCCCCAUUGGAAAUGGACGGAAUGAAGACUUUGCAACUGGAUACAGCUUGGGAUUAAUUGGAGGUGUAAGGGCAUGGAUGCGCAGCCGUCGGUCACUCUUAGAAAGUCGCGCUCCUUCACCAACCAGCGAAGAAGAGCAUGAGUCCGAACAGGAACGCAGCAACGGCCAUGUUGAACCAUCGAAAGCGCAAGCCAGUGCAGUGACAAAUUAAACCAAAGGACAUACAUAGUGUAACCUUAUCAGGUUGCUUUAGCCCUAUUCUCAAUUGUCUGCUGUCUGUCUGUCAAGAGUAUCAGAGGACUGCCGCUUUUCAUGUCUCACUAAGCAAGUGAUCUAAACACAAGACAAAAAAAAUUUCAAAACAAAACGAAACAAGAACAAAAGCAAGAACAAAAUAAUUGAC
Molecule: messenger RNA, 1893 nt
Organism: Aspergillus alliaceus
Lineage: Eukaryota; Fungi; Ascomycota; Eurotiomycetes; Eurotiales; Aspergillaceae
Product: choline-phosphate cytidylyltransferase
Exons: 4
Coding region: 277-1701 (474 amino acids)
Biological process (GO): CDP-choline pathway
Cellular component (GO): nuclear envelope
Molecular function (GO): choline-phosphate cytidylyltransferase activity; phosphatidylcholine binding
Source: RefSeq, a predicted model, not a curated record